Messenger RNA from Cyphellophora europaea CBS 101466, 1467 nucleotides. RefSeq lists its product as uncharacterized. Gene Ontology annotation, biological process: cellular response to glucose starvation; regulation of mitotic metaphase/anaphase transition. The record is from RefSeq and is a predicted model, not a curated record. Gene Ontology annotation, molecular function: protein serine/threonine phosphatase inhibitor activity. The transcript has 3 exons. The coding region runs from base 1 to 1467 and encodes 488 amino acids. NCBI's taxonomy places the organism in Eukaryota, Fungi, Ascomycota, Eurotiomycetes, Chaetothyriales, Cyphellophoraceae.
AUGCCGAGUGCUGCGUCCCAACACAGACAGUCCUUCAACGAGCUUAGAGGCGCACCGCCCAGCCCAAGAUCCCAGAGGCAGCCCUCACUCUCACAACUCGCAGUGCAAGAACUCAUAGACAAUCCUCCAAGCAGAAAUGCCCCAGAUCCGCGGUUUGCAGGGCGGGAUUGGCGGACAGUCAAAAUUCAGGAACUGACCAGCCCUGAAGACCUGAAGUUCGUUGAGACCGACACACCAGUUGAGACUGCUACGAAUCUUCUAAUUUCAUCUGGAGCUCCUGUACUCCUCAUACGCAAUGGGCCAGACACACCAGUCAUCGGCACUUUCGACUACAGAGACCUCAAUGCAUACCUCCUCAUAGUCAUCGGCCUUGCACAGCCGGACGAGGAUCACAUCGCCGACUUUGCGGAGCUCGCCCAGAAAGCCCGGGAGGGCAAAGCUAUCCCCCUACGAAGCAUCAAAGACUGGGGAAAGAAAGAGCCGCUAACGUUUCUACCUGGCAACUCUGACUUGGUGCGUGCCAUCGAUACAUUUGGAAAAGGAUUACACCGGAUAGUCGCAACGGAUACGGCCGGCAAUGUCACUGGCCUUUUGAGUCAGACUCGCUUGAUUAGAUUCUUGUGGGAGCAUGGCAGACACUUCCCCGUCAUUGAGCAGCUCCACUCUCAAUAUCUACGCGAUUUGAAGAUCGGCUCCAAUUCUGUCAUUGCUAUCAACGGAGACAAGCCUUUAGCAGACGCCUUGACACUACUUCUGAACGAAGGAGUAUCGUCACUGGCUGUUCUCGACAAUUCAUCGAACGUGGUCGGCAACAUUUCAGUGGUUGAUGUGAAGCUUCUUACAACAUCGUCCUCUCUGCCACUCCUCAGGAAUACGUGUAUCCAUUUCGUUUCCUAUAUCCUCUCCAAUCGGGGCAUGGAGAAUGGCAAGGAUUCUUUCCCAGUCUUCCACGUUACCCCGAUGAACACGCUUGCGCACAUUGUGGCCAAGCUAGUCGCAACAAGGAGCCACCGUUUGUGGGUCACGGAGCCGAUAUCGCCUUCGUCAUCUGGACCACCGACGCCGUCUCUCAAUACCGCGACACUGGUGCCUACAUCAUCGCAUUCAUCCUCGCUAUCAGCAGGAUCUGGACAACAUCAUGCCGUUCCACCGCCCGCACUCGCGGCUGAUCCUGGUAACGUUGCUGAUGCUUCUCCGAAAACACCAUUCAUUGCACCCAGUGGACCAUCGAUCUCGGCAAAUUCGAUGCCGGGCGCGCGAAUCAGUGGCCGGCUUGUGGGCGUGGUCAGUCUGACCGACAUUCUCAUCUUAUUCGCACGUGCCGGUGGCCUUGAUGCUGUCGAUCCACACGAGAUCCGAGCACGGCGGAGGAGGUCAAGCUCAAGCAGCGCGCGACCCAGUAUCGAUUUAGGUGUGCGACCGAGGCCAUCAAUUGACCUGCAGCGCAAACCUUCUGGGGGCGGAUGA